AUGACCGACGGACUGUUGUUUCCUGACUCCUGCGUGGAAGAAGCCCGAAGCCGUCAGCCCAGCCUGAGCCGAGCGGGCAUCCUUCCGCCCCGGCCGGGGGCUGGGGUCUCAGCCAGAGCGGAGGAAGAUGGCACCAGGCCUGGGGUCCCUCCAGCCCCCACCGUGAGGGCCGGUGGAGAGCCCCUCCUGGCUGAACCCGGUCCUUGGCGCUGCCCGAGGGGCCAGGCCUGCCGGCAGGAACACUUCUCCAAACCAGCCCCUCCUCCCGCGCAGCCCCAACGUCUGCGCAGCCCCGGGCACUCAGCUCCCAGGGACGGGGGCGGCUGCUGUCCUCAUGGCCCAGCCAAGUCCCCUCCACCCACUCAGGACCAACACCCUGGCCUAGGGUCUGGGUUCAGGUCUGGCCCCAGCACGAGCCAUCACUUGUGGCCUCGGCGAGCACCGGGUGGAAGGGAAUGCGGGAGGACUCAGGGAGCGGAGAGUGCUCCCCAGGGGCAGCCACAGUGGGGGCGGGUGCCCGAGUGCCCAGACCAGGCCAGCCCCCACGGCCAGACGCUGGAAAAGCCCUGGGGGACCCACACCCCUAGGAGGCCUCCCUGUGCGGCCCACGGCAGCCAGCCAGACCGAGGCCCCGACCCGGCGCUCGGCGUCCUACCCGUGGGCUCAGCGUGGGUGGGGCUGGCCGGGGAGGCACCCCGACACCCGGAUGGGCAGGCAAUGUGGCCUCUGGCCUCCUCCCGCAGAGCCGCGGCCGGGAGCAUGGAGGCAGCUCAGGGUCCAGGAACCUGCCCCGAGCCCGCACCAUCUGACCCCCGGGCCUGUCUGCUGUCUGCUCCAAGCAGGCCACGCAGAUGGGCCGAGGCGGCCACCAGGAGCACCUGCCUGCUGGGAGGGCUGCAGGCGAGAGGACCAGGCAGGGAGGAGAGACGCAGCACCUCCAAGAGUCCUGCUCAGCCUGGCUCCCAGUCCCGCGGGAGACGGAUGUCUGCCUGCCUGCGGCUGGGUGGAUGUCCAGGCCCUGUCCUGCCCAAACUAGCUGAGGAUGCACCCUCCCAGAACCCACCUCCAAACACCACUGGCCGGUCCUCUGAGGACUCAGUUGGAGCAGAUGCCUUCAUCCAGACUGUGAAACGAGGUCCGAGCACAAGGCUGUGGCCAUCACAGCCACAAGGCCGUCACCCUGAGCGCUCGCUGCGUCCACCCGGCAGCAGGCUGCGAGGCUCACAGGCGUUAAAGCCUUGGAAAGUGUCCACCCCGCAGGGCUCCUGA
Molecule: messenger RNA, 1269 nt
Organism: Dama dama (fallow deer)
Lineage: Eukaryota; Metazoa; Chordata; Mammalia; Artiodactyla; Cervidae
Product: basic salivary proline-rich protein 1-like
Exons: 5
Coding region: 1-1269 (422 amino acids)
Source: RefSeq, a predicted model, not a curated record